UGGAACAGGUCCGACAGGUGGAACAGGAACAGGAACUGAAAAUAUCUGGAUACGACGCUGACAAACACUUACAACAUGGACCCACCUGGACCUGGCCCCGGGUGUAAACCCAGACCUGAACCUGCUCCCAGCUCUCUGUCUCUGAAAAGUGAUGAGUCCAGACACCUUCCUCCUGUAUUUAAAGAAGCUCCUCCUGAGGACCAGAGCACUUACAACAUGGACCCAACUGCACCUGGCCCCAGGUCUAAACCCAGACCUGAACCUGCUCCCAGCUCUCUGUCUCUGAAAAGUGAUGAGUCCAGAAACCUUCCUCCUGUAUUUAAAGAAGCUCCUCCUGGUGACGAGAGCGAGCCAGGCCCAAAGGAGCAGCUGGACACCAUAUUCAGGCGUCUAGAGGAGGAUGUCCUGACUUUCGUCAAAGCACAACUGCAGAGGCUUCACAGGGUCCUGGCCUCAGAUUACCCAGAAUGCUCUGAGAGUGAGGAAGAGGAGGAGCAGAGCAGCAGAGAGGUUCUGAACAUCACCCUGGACUUCCUGAGGAAGAUGGACCAGGAGCAGCUGGCCCAGCGCCUGCAAAACAGAAACAUUGUUGGAGUUUGUGGAGAUAAACUGAAGAGGCAUCUGCAGGAGAAGUUUGGUCGUGUGUUUGAGGGCGUGGCUAAAGCCGGAGUCUCUGCCCCCCUGACCCAGAUUUACACAGAGCUCUACAUCACAGAGGGCGGGACAUCAGAAGUCAACCAGGAACAUGAGGUCAGACACAUGGAGACUGCGUCCAGGAGACCGGCCGCUCCAGAGACCACCAUCACAUGUGAAGAUCUCUUUAAAGCCCGCCCACAUUCACCAGAGCCAAUCAGAUUUGUGCUGACGAAGGGCGUGGCCGGCGUGGGGAAAACAGUGCUGACUCAGAAGUUCAGUCUGGACUGGGCUGAAGGCCGGGCCCACCAGGACCUCCAGCUGCUGUUCCCGUUCACUUUCAGAGAGCUCAAUGUGCUUAGGGACAAAGAGUUCAGCCUGGUGGAGCUGCUGCACCACUUCUUCAGUCCAUCCAAAGAUCUCUGCAGGUUCCAACAGCUCCAGGUGCUCUUCAUCUUUGAUGGUUUGGAUGAGUGCAGACUUUCUCUGGACUUCAGUCGAACUCAGGUCCUAACCGACCCCACAGAGUCUGCCUCAGUGCACGUGCUGCUGGUGAACCUCAUCAGGGGGAGCCUGCUUCCCUCCUCUCGUCUCUGGGUAACCACACGACCCGCCGCGGCCAAUCAGAUCCCUGCUGAGUGCGUCUCCAUGGUGACAGAGGUGCGAGGGUUCACCGAACCACAGAAGGAGCAGUACUUCAGGAAGAGGUUCAGAGACCAGGCCACAGCCAUCAUCUCCCACAUAAAGAGCAUCCGCAGCCUCCACAUCAUGAGCCACAUCCCGAUCUUCUGCUGGAUCCUCUCCACAGUUCUACAGAAGCUUCUGGAACAAACAGAGGAGCCAGAGUUGCCCCGGACUCUCACACAGAUGUACAUCCACUACCUGGUGGUGCAGGCCAAAGUCCAGAACAUCAAGUAUCACCAGGGAACAGGGGUGGACCUUCACUGGACUCCAGAAACGAAGGAGAUGGUGCGGACUCUGGGAAAGCUGGCCUUUGAGCAGCUGCAGAAAGGAAAUCUGAUCUUCUACGAGAGUGACCUGAGCGAGUGUGGGCUGGACGCUGUAGCGGCCUCAGUGUACUCCGGAAUGUUCACACAGGUUUUAAAGAGGAGCCAGGCCUGUACCAGGACAAGGUCUACUGCUUCAUCCAUCUGAGUGUGCAGGAGUUU
Messenger RNA from Boleophthalmus pectinirostris (great blue-spotted mudskipper), 1802 nucleotides. RefSeq names its product NLR family CARD domain-containing protein 3-like. The transcript is spliced from 6 exons. The coding region runs from base 76 to 1788 and encodes 570 amino acids. The record is from RefSeq and is a predicted model, not a curated record. NCBI's taxonomy places the organism in Eukaryota, Metazoa, Chordata, Actinopteri, Gobiiformes, Gobiidae.